AGGCAGUUUUACUGCCAGGCUAGUGUGCUUGGUCAGGGCUGUCAUAUAUUAUCCGAAAGGAGCUGGUGUGGGUGCAUGCUUUUGUUUAGCUCAACACUGAGACGCCUGAGUCUACUUAUCAAUGUCUUGACAAGCCCGUGAGUCGUUGAUUAGUUGAGUGAGGUGUCAAUGAUGCGCCAAAACAAAAACAAUCAAAGCAAUGUAUAAGUGGAGAAGUUUGUCAAGAAAUUAAAAGAGAAAAUCAUUUCCAAGGUCAGCAUGUUUUACACCAAGCUUUUCACGUCAAAGCGUGGGCCGCUCGCUAAGAUUUGGCUUGCGGCUCACUGGGAGAAAAAGAUAACGAAAGCGCAUGUAUUCGAGUGCAACCUGGAGAACACUAUCAAAGAACUAAUAUCGCCACAGAUUAAAAUUGGACUGCGGACCUCUGGUCACCUGUUGCUGGGCGUGGUGCGGAUCUACUCCCGAAAAGCCAAAUACCUCUUGGCCGACUGCAACGAUGCAGUCAUCAAAAUCAAAGUGGCCUUUCGUCCAGGCCAGACGGAUCUUCCCAGUGAGAAUCUGGAGGCCACCUUCAAGGUUAUCACCCUGCCCGAGGACUUCGCUGAUUUCAGCUCCCAACUCCCGGACAUCAAUGCCAUCGAAGUGGCCGACCACUUCUCCCUGAACCAGUGCAGGACGGAGGACAUCACUCUCAAAGAGGACUUGGGAAACAGCUUCCUCCUGCUGCAGUCAGACUUCGGGGAGGAGUCUCACCAGCAGGGUGGGUUGUUUGAUGUGAGUUUCCCCAGUCUGGCUGCUCCCGGCGAUGGCUUUGGGGACGAGGAGCUCGGUGUGGACUUCUUGGAUUUUAUGGCGCAUUCUACUGAAGAUGUGAUGCCAAUCAACUUUUCUUCUGACGAUGCGGAGAGGGAGAUGCCAGAAACUCCGCCUCCGACAGCCGCAGCCUGGGUAAUCUUCUCUCAUCCCGACACCCCCAGCCCCACCCUUCGGCCCCAGUCCAAGGCCUCCUCGCCGGACCAGACCACCCUGCUGGCGAACGAGGAGGAAGGCUUCGCCCUAGAGCCCGUCUCUGAAACGCUCUCCUCAGACAGGAAGAGGGUGAAGAGGAAGAGGACGCUGCUGGUGGACAGAGUGAAGGAGCUGUCAAACGAGGAGAUCCGAGACCAGCUCACGGACACAUCCGACCUGCUGUGUCCCAUGGAUAUGGCUCCGCCCACUCGCAAGCUCAUGGAGUGGAAGGAGAUGGGGAGCGUGCACAAGCUCUUCCACAGCUACUGUGUGCCAGCCAUGCACCCGCACCUGAAACAGCUGUUCCCCAGGGACUUGUUGCCAGAGCGAUUGGAGGCGGACCAGGAUGCAGAUGGGGGUGGCCCAGAGCAGAUGAGAAGCCGACAAAGACAGACUGCAGAGGGGAGCAGUCUGGGGUUUGAGUUUGGGGGGGACUCGAGCCUCCUGCAGGAAUCUCAGGACCGGAGCUCCACAGGGCACAGCCUCCACGGGACCCCGCUCCGAACCACGGCCAGCAGCCGGCACUCCGCCCCCGCCCCCGCCAGGGAACAUCAAGCUGAACUGAAGGAGGUCUCCCUCCCAGACCUGUCCUUUGAGGACUCCAUGCGUGUUCAUCCUCCUGAGCUGGAGAGGGAACCUCCACAGACCCAAACCCAGACUCAGUCUGCGCUGGCCAGUCAGGAUUUUGAAGAGAAGAGGAUGAGCAGCCGGGCACAGGGCCUCCUGCACUUCCUUAGAAGCCAGAGCUGCAGUGGGGGCGCUGCAGUGUUCAGCCUGCUAGAGCUGAACAGGGAGUGUAGCCGCAUGCAGGCCUCUGCCACCUUCUUCAGCUUCCUGCUGCUGAAGAAGCAGAAAGCCCUGGAGCUGCACCAGGACCUGCCCUAUGACGACAUUGUUGCCUCUCCUGGGCCCACAUUCCACCAGCUUUAGACUUUAGAGCGCCUUUAUUAAAAACAAUAUGAUGUAUAUAUAUGUUUAUUUAUUUAUUAUGUCUGCUUUCACCUGGGAGCAGUGUUCUGUUUUUGAACAUUUUUAACAUGUUGAGGUUUCAGUCGGUGUUGAGGGCUUGCAGGUUUGCUUCCUGUACGGGCUUUGGUGCCCCUCCCCCUUUCCUUGUUUUGCAUUGCGUGGAAAGGCAUGUGGCCUCCAGGCAAACGCCGAAGCGUUCAUGUGACGUUGCUGUGACCUGGAAGAAACGUUAGAUUGGCUGCUUUCACCUGGAUCAAUAAGCCUAAAACCUGUUCUGUCAGUCUGAAACAUGGGCACUAACACGUUACACGUAAAAAGCACUUUCUGUCCCACUUUCCAAUAUCCAGUGUGUUGAGCUUGAGGGAACUUUUUUGCUAAAUUAUAGUAAUUCUGUGAAUAACUGGGGGGGGG
Molecule: messenger RNA, 2388 nt
Organism: Anguilla anguilla (European eel)
Lineage: Eukaryota; Metazoa; Chordata; Actinopteri; Anguilliformes; Anguillidae
Gene: rad21l1
Product: RAD21 cohesin complex component like 1
Exons: 14
Coding region: 259-1938 (559 amino acids)
Biological process (GO): replication-born double-strand break repair via sister chromatid exchange; mitotic sister chromatid cohesion; synaptonemal complex assembly
Cellular component (GO): cohesin complex; synaptonemal complex
Molecular function (GO): protein binding; chromatin binding
Source: RefSeq, a predicted model, not a curated record